AUGUCAAAGAGAGUCAAGUCUUCACGAUAUGAUUCUGAGGUGCAUUCAAGACAUUUGAAAAGACAGCUAGAGUCGUUAGAAAAAGAUAAUCAUCAAUCACUAAACGAUGUUGAAGGUUUAAUCAACAUUGCAUUAGCAGCACAAGAAGAUGAAAGUAAUAUAUCACAACGUAAAUCGAGAGCAAGAACUAGUAAUAUUUAUUCAACUAGGACAAAUUUGAAUGCACUAUUAGAAGAAACCCCUGUGACAACUUAUUGCUAUCAAACAUGUCAAGUAAAACCCUCAAUAUACCCAGCAAGGAAUUUUUGCUCGGUUUGCGGAUUCCCAAGCCAUUAUACUUGUUUGCGUUGUGGAAUGAAGUAUUGCUCAACUAAAUGCUUAACAACUCAUACAGAAACUCGAUGUUUAAAAUGGACAGCAUAA
Molecule: messenger RNA, 423 nt
Organism: Cokeromyces recurvatus
Lineage: Eukaryota; Fungi; Mucoromycota; Mucoromycetes; Mucorales; Mucoraceae
Exons: 3
Coding region: 1-423 (140 amino acids)
Biological process (GO): chromatin remodeling
Cellular component (GO): Swr1 complex
Molecular function (GO): nucleosome binding
Source: RefSeq, a predicted model, not a curated record